AUGAAGCUUCUCACUUCUAUUCUCGGCCUCUUUGCCGUCCUUUUCGGCCUGCUGGCUAGCAUGGCAGUCGCUGCUCCGUUUUCGACCGUCACCACCUGCACGACCACCACCAUCACCCCGGAGCCCUCUGCGAGUCUCACGACUACGACCACGCUGCCACCCUCUACGAGCGUCACUUUCACCACCACUACAAUCACCAUGCCGUCGUCUACUGCUACGUCUUACACGACCGUAACGGCCCCCGUUCCCACCAGCACCACAGUGCCAGAGUAUGGACAGUGCGGUGGUCUGGGUUAUGCGGGACCGACCACUUGCGAGAGCCCGUUCGUGUGUGUCUGCACGAGCGCAUGGUGGUGUCAGUGUCAGCCUACAACUGUCAAGGAGUUCGAGCUGGAGGACCACAUCCCUAGCACUGGCCUUCAGGAUGAGGCUUCCCAGGUGUUCCACCCCAACUUCUUCACUUCGACGUACUGGCCCACGGGUUUGCCAGUGACCAUGGCAUCGGCAUCCGAAGCUCCUCAGGCCAGCUAG
Molecule: messenger RNA, 531 nt
Organism: Diaporthe citri
Lineage: Eukaryota; Fungi; Ascomycota; Sordariomycetes; Diaporthales; Diaporthaceae
Exons: 1
Coding region: 1-531 (176 amino acids)
Biological process (GO): carbohydrate metabolic process
Cellular component (GO): extracellular region
Molecular function (GO): cellulose binding
Source: RefSeq, a predicted model, not a curated record